CGGAAAUCCAUCGCUAGGUACCGGAAUCAAAACAGUGGCGACGAUAUACCAUUAAUUCCAAAAAAGAGCACGUCAUUUUAAUGGUAUUAGAAAUAAUUUCAACGCAACACCACUUUUAACUUCUAGGAGGGUCCAUACACAGAAGGUCAACACUUGAGCCGUCGAGAUGGAGGAACCCGGUGGCACUGGGUCCCAGUCUGUGGCUUCGCCUCAAGCAGGUGCACCGAAGUCAAAGUUGGACACACUGUCCAAAGAUGACCUUAUCAAGUUUGCCAAAAAGCAAAUCGCAGCCAUGCAGAAAAUGAAGACCAAAUGUACAGAUUUGGAGAAAGAAGUUCAAACAUUCAAACAAUCAAAAGCCAGCAGCAGCAAUGCAGUCGACCCCAAUUUAUUGCAGGAGCUGACAGAGAGAAUGGAGGCAUUACUGUUGGAAAAGGCAGAGUGUCAACAAAGACUGGUGUUGUCUUGCAAGGAUCUUGAAAGGACAAAGAAGCAGACAAAGGAUGAUUUGGACCAACUUCAAGGACAACUUGACUCUCAAAAAGAAGACCACCAGAGACAACUCGAGACCUUACAGGGAAGCAUCGAGGAACUCAACGAAAACCAUCAGAAGGAAGUAGCACAACUUCAGAACCUACUCACAGACUACUACAAACCAAACUGUUCAGACUCCUCACGUCCCUCGGAGGAAGUGCAACCUUGUCUACAAGAUCAACUUAAGACCCUUGUGGCCGAAAUGGAGGCCGCCCGCCAUUCACAGGAACAUUUCCAAAAGGAGCUAGCACUGGCACAUCAGGACGUGGAGAACUUCAGAGAGGAGCUGACCCAGCAAGGCGCACGACAUCAGGAGGAGAUGAAGGCUCUGGAGGAGGACUGCGAAAUGGAGAGGGAGCGGCUCCUUCUGCUCCAUGACGAGCUGACCGAGCAGCUGGCUUUAAAAGACACAUACCUGCAGGAUGUCCAAGAGGAGGAUGAGGAGCCGAUACGAGGUUCAGGGAUCGCCAGGAUGCUGGAACUGUCUGGCUGCAGUCAGGCUGAAUCCGAUGUCGCAGAGGGGGAGGCAACAGACGUCUGCAGAUUGAAAGGUGUCCUCGAAGAUGUCCAGGCCCAGAACACAAUGCUGCAUGACGAGCUGACAUUGUUGACAAACUUGAAGGGCGAGCUUGAAAUGGAGCUGGAGAGGAUCAGGGAGGAAUUUCAGGCAGAGAAGGAGGAAUUGGAGUUCAAAAUUGACGAGCUCCAAAUGACAAGAGAGAGUGUGCACAUUGAACAAAGCACAACCUCGGAAGACUUGAACUCGAAAGUAGUUCCUGACUCUGGCGUUCAUGAAACAGUGAAGGAAUUGGAGACCAAUAACACAGCCGAUGUACUUGAUGGUCACAGCCUCCCUUCUGCCUCUGAAGUGCAAUUAUACGCUAGCCUUGCUAGACCAGAAGACCAAAGGUUGUUGAGUUUAGAUGAUCUUAACCAGGAAUCAAAAGAAAAAAAACACAACAGAAUUGAAGAACUUGAGGCUAAGUUGGAAGCCUUGAGUCAUGAAAGAAACACAGCCAUUGAUGAAUAUGUCCAAAUCAAAGACAUUCUGCAAGGAUUGGAAAAUGAGUUGGGUCAGAGGACGGCUAAUUUUGUUGCCCAGUAUGAGACCAUGAAAGAACAGGGUGCCAAGGCAGUACAGGAUCUCCAAUGUCAGAUCAAAGAACUCCAGCAAGAAAAGACCAUCCUGGUGGUGUCGGCCAGAGAAGCUACAGAAGACAACGAGAGCCUCAAGAAAAGUCUGAAUGAAUUGCAGAUGCAGCUUGAAGAACAGCUAGUUACCAAGCAGCCCAUGGAGGACUGUGUGGUCCCACCCCAGAACUCUGUUUUAGAAGAGACAAGGCUAGCCUUUGAGCUUAAGGAGUCGCUCGAGGAGCUGACCAAACAGAAUGAGGUUAUCGUUGUUCAACUUCAGGCAAAGGACAAUGAGGUCCAUGAACUCCGAGAGAUCGUCGGGGACCUGACGGCAAAGCGCGACGGGUUGCAGUCCCAAGUGCACAUACUCGAGGAGCAGCUAGACAUGUUUGUCACGGAGCGGACAAAGGAGAUCCAGUGGAUUCAAGAGGAGAAGGAGAAUAAACUAGAGAGUUUGAGUGUGGAGAUGGAGAGCCUUGGGAAGGCUAAGAAUGCUGAGAUUGAACAUCUGACAGAGGAAAAGGCCAAGAUAGAGGUGAACCUGAAAGCAGAGAUCAUGGAGAGACAAGAGAUGUUGUCCUCCCUUGAGCUGGCUGUCCAAGGCUUCUCCACAGAAAGGGACAAUCUCAAAUGCAAACUUGAGGAAGCAUCCUCUGCCCUUUCCUGUGCUCAAGACGAGCGGAACCUUUUGGACUCAGAACUGACUGCGCUCAAGUCGGAGCUGGAGCAGAAGGAAGCCGAUCUGCAGGCCAGGCUGCAGUCACUGGCUGAGGAGGCGGAACAAAGCCGGGCAGCAAUGACGGUUCUGCAGAAGAGCCAUGCAGAGGCGUCCAGACACUCUGCUGAACGGAAACAAGAGCUCCAGAACCGCAUCGAAGAACUAGAGCGGGAACAAAGCAUGGCGAUGAAGACCGAUGAAGCCAGUGGAGAAGACGGGUUGAAGGAAUCUCGGGAGGGGCUCCAGAUUCGCAUUGAGGACCUGGAGAAGGAGAGGGACAUGUUGAAGAGCAACCUGGUGGAGGUGGUGAGGGACACCGAGGGACUCCAGAAGGAUCUAGAAGAGAUGAAGUAUGCCAAUGAGAAGAUGAGCGAAGAGAACCAAAAACUGUAUGCCCAUAUCUCAGACGAAGCCAUAGAGGACAUGAAUACACAGAGAAGACAACUGGAAGAACAACUUGAAGAAAAGAAUAGCCUCGUCACUAAGUUGUGCGAGGAUAUGGCUGCCUUGAAGGAAUCUGCUGCCCAAUCAACUUCUUGUGAAGAAAACUUUGCUGAGAAAAUAGCCCUCCUGGAAACUGAGGCCAAAGAGAAGAAUGAGAAAAUGAACAAGAUAAAGGCGGUGGCCAUCAAAGCAAAAAAGGAACUGGACACUAGUAAGAAAGAGGUCAGCACCCUUAAAGAGGAAGUGGAUUUGCUGAAGGCUGAGCGGGACAAAGUGAGCAGCUCCAUGAAGGAUGUCAUCCACACCGCUGAGAGCUACAAUAACGUGCAGAUUGAUCACGAUAGGCUGACGGAGCAACUGGAUAAGGAGCGGGAGAAGGCGGAGGGGGCGGAGAGACGGAUGGCCGAGCUCACCAAACAGCUCGAUGCUGCUGUGUCACAGAACGCCACAGUGAGCGGUGAGAAGGAGGACCUCCUGGCCGCCGUGCUCACCUGGAGGAACACGGUGAAGCAACUGGAGGCGCACGUCAAGGAGGCUGGCAAACAGCGAGAGGGCCUGGAGGCGGAGCUGCUCGCCGAGAGGCUGAUGAAGGAGCAGAAGGUCAAGGAGUUGUUGUCCGCCACUUCUAAAUCAGAGGAGCUGACAGCUGAGCUCGGCAGGCUGCAGCAGCUGUCUCAGCAGACUGCUCAUGAGCUGCAGCAACUACGCAAGGAGGCGCAGCAGAACUCUCUGCUGGGUAUGGAGAUGGCGGACUACGAACGACUGGUCAAGGAGCUCAACAUUAAAGUCUCUCAGGGAGAGAGCGACAUCGCUCAGCUGAAGGCGCAAAUAGCCACUCACGUCCAAUCAGAAGAAAGCUUCAAGCAGCAAACAGAGGACUUGAAGUCCCAGGUGCGGCAGAGGGAGGAGAAGGCCUCCAAGAUGAAGCAGCUGCUGGUGAAAACCAAGAAGGAUUUAGCCGAAGCUAAGAAUCAGAAUGCAUCCUCCAUGAUGCUCCAGGCAUCACUAAAAGGAGAGUUGGAGAAGAACCAGCAGCAGCUGGAGUGUUGUAAGAUUGAGGUGAGUGAGUUGAUGGCAGAGCGACAUCGCCUUCAGGAGCAGCUAAGGUGUGCGACGGAGCAGAAUCUGAGGACAGCCAGCUCUCUGCAACAACGCAUUACCAACCUCCAGCAGGAGUGUGAAGUGUCUAAGGCGGAGCUUGUCUCAACAACAGGGGACUUUGAGAGUUAUAAAGUGCGUGUCCAUAACGUGCUUAAACAGCAGAAGAAUAAGGCAACUUUGCAGAGUGACAGCGAACCUGUCAAAUUGGAACGGGAGCAGCUUUCCUCUCAGGUGGAGCAGCUUCGGGCCCGGCUCUCCGAGAGCCAGCAGAGCCUGCAGGGCUGCGCUGCUGAGCUGCAGCAACUCCAGCACGAACAUGACACCCUGCUGGAGCGCCACAACAAGAUGCUCCAGGAGACGGUCGCCAAGGAGGCGGAGCUCCGCGAGCGGCUUCUUUCUGUGCAAUCCGAGAACAUGUCUCUGCGCACGGAACAAGCCCAGGCCCAAGCAGAGCUGCAGGCCCAGGCAGAGGCCCAGAGACUGGCCUUCCGAGAGCAGGUGAGGCACCUGCAGGACGAACAGCGGUCCACCGUGGAGACUCUGCACGCCCAGCUCAGCCGGCUGGAGGAGCAGCUCUUCACCUUACAGAGCCAGAGCGGUUCUCCGUCCAUCCAAUCCAGCCGGAGGCCCCGAAUGUCUGACCUCCAGCGCAGGAACCCUGACCUGAGUCAUGGUGGGCCAGGGAGCAUAGACCUCCAGACCACAGCCCGGGAGGAGGGCGAGGGCAUGGAAACCGCGGAGACGGAGAACCCCCUCCAGCCACAUCCUCCCCUGCCUUCUUUAGAGCUGCUUCUCGGCUCCCCAGACCCUAAGCAAGAACCAUUUGUAUGGACCGUGGAGCCUACCAAGCAAGAGUUGAGCCAACAGCUGACCACAGCAGCACGCAGUAUGGAGCAUAUGAACAGCCUGCUGCACGAAACGGAAGCCACCAAUGCAGUCCUCAUGGAGCAAGUUACACUGCUCAAGAGCGAACUGCGGCGCUUGGAGCGUAACCUGGAGAGGGACAAGAGCGUGUCGAAUAUGGAGUACUUGAAGAAUGUGUUGCUGCAGUUCAUCUUCUUGAACUCUGGUACCGAACGACAAGCCCUGCUACCGGUCAUUCACACCAUGCUGCAGCUCAGCCCUGAGGAGAAGAGCAGGCUGGCAGCAAUAGCACAGGGUCAGCCAGACGUAUCGGGGUCCAGGGGCGCUGGAUGGUCUUCGUAUCUCCACAGCUGGUCUGGAAUCAGAUAGAUAGACAACAUAAUAGGGUGGGAAAAUGUAAUCAGGAACAUACUACUAGAUCUGGAAAUCAUACUGGUGAUGUGUUUUGUUAAUGUCCACUUGUAUAUACAUGCAUAUAAAACUAUCUUCCUGACAGUAGUUACUUAUAGCCCAGGUCAAGUCAUCACAUAUUUGGGUCGACAUGACCAAAUUAUGGCAUUGCAAAAGGUAUCAGUGCGAUUUACUUUAUUUCAUAUUUGUGCAUUUUCUUUAAGUGGCAACUCAUCUCAGAGCCAGCUAGCAUUUAUACUUAGGUUGUGCUGCUACAUCGGUAUGUGGAAGAAUCAUAAUAAUAUAUAUUUUAUAAAUGAUCACUGUAUGUGAGCCCGAGACCAGACCAGACCAGACAAUACCAAUAAUACAAUUUAGUUUGUUAAAGAUGCCUGAUGAAUGUUAAGCCAAAUGUUGAAAUGAUGGGCAUCUAUGCUCUUCGAGGCAUUCUGUAAUGUGAACCUUACUUUUAUUAUUUAAGUGUUUUAUAUGUGUGGAAAUAUGGUAAUAAAAUUACAUUAUAUAUUUUGGGUUAUGGGUCCAGUAUUGUCAUGUAAUGUUAAAAGAUUGUUCCAUUUUGGGGAAUUCAUGGCUGUUAACAUCGAAUAAAUAGAUGUCACGUGUGGUCAUUAUUACCCACA
This is a messenger RNA of Gadus morhua (Atlantic cod), 5826 nucleotides long. It is a transcript of the gene gcc2, whose product is annotated as GRIP and coiled-coil domain containing 2. The coding region runs from base 167 to 5164 and encodes 1665 amino acids. The record is from RefSeq and is a predicted model, not a curated record. Gene Ontology annotation, biological process: late endosome to Golgi transport. The transcript has 24 exons. Gene Ontology annotation, cellular component: Golgi apparatus. Lineage: Eukaryota; Metazoa; Chordata; Actinopteri; Gadiformes; Gadidae.